CGGAAGGGAGGGGGUGAACCAGCUUGGUUCAGUGACUGAGACAAACUGGAGGUGAGAGGAGCUGGUGCUGUCCACGGAGCUGCUGGUGCUGAACCACUGGACGCACUACCUUUUUGGUGCUCCUGAGCCCUAGAGACAACGCCCUCCACCACCCCUAGCAACUCGAGAAACCUAUCUUCCUAGAACACCCCGAUCAACUUGAUAAGGGAAAAAAUUGUAUCGGACCUGGAAGACUUCUCAGUUCAUCACCUGGACGCCCGUUCAGGCGCUUCAUCGGGAAUUUCUAUAGUUUUCGACCAAACUGCUUUAAUCUCUUUCCCCCCCAGCAGAUACGGUCCGUUGCUUUUUCUUUUUAAAUUGUGUUUUAUAUAUGCACGACCAUUAGGUGAGACGACAACAAAAAAAUUUCCUUGAGGACUUUUAUUACUGUUAAUAUCAGGUGAAGACCAAUAAGGAUGAUUAAGUGCUGGUCAGCGCUUUUGUUUCUUGGAUUCAUUUUUCUGAAAGCAGAAGGAAGGCCAACCAAAGAAGGAGGGUAUGGCCUAAAAUCCUUUCAGCCACUAGUAAGAUUGAGACACAAGCAGGAAAAAAGUCAAGAAAGUUCAAGAAGCAAGGGAUAUCUGAAUCAAGAUGGUCCACUUGUAUCCUGUGAAAAUAAGUACUGUGGCUUGGGAAGACAUUGUGUUAUUAACAAAGAGACUGAGCAAGCUGAAUGUGCAUGCAUGGACCACUGCAAACCUCACUACAAGCCUGUGUGUGGGUCAGAUGGAGAAUUUUAUGAAAACCACUGUGAAGUACAUAGAGCUGCUUGUCUGAAAAAGCAGAAGGUGACCAUAGUUCACAACGAAGAUUGUUUCUUCAAAGGGGACAAGUGCAAAGCUACUGAAUUCAGCAAGAUGAAAAAUAGGUUCUUGGAUCUACAAAAUCAGAAGUAUGUUACACAAGAAAAUGAAAACCCACCUGAAGAUGAAAUAGUUCGGAAGAAGCUGCUGGUGGAUCAAAUGUUUAAAUAUUUUGACUCUGACAACAAUGGGCUUGUAGACAGUAAUGAACUAUCUCAGGUAAUAAAACAGGAUGAACUUGGCAAAGAUCUGUCUGACUGUUCACUGUUUGAUCUACUGAAAUAUGAUGACUUUAACUCGGACAAGCAUCUAGCCCUUGAAGAAUUCUACAGAGCAUUCCAGGUUAUCCAAUUGAGUCUGCCUGAAGAUCAGAAACUGAGCAUCACAGCAGCAACAGUUGGACAGAGUGCUGUGCUAACUUGUGCUAUUCAAGGAGCCCUGCGACCUCCCAUCAUUUGGAAACGUAAUCAUGUGGUUUUAAAUAAUUUAGAUUUGGAAGAUAUCAAUGAUUUUGGAGAUGAUGGAUCUCUAUACAUUACUAAAGUGACCACAACACAUAUGGGGAAUUACACCUGCUAUGCAGAUGGCUACGAUAAACUAUAUCAGACUCACAUCUUCCAAGUAAAUGUUCCACCAGUUAUUCGUGUCUACCCAGAGAGCCAGGCCAGAGAACCAGGUGUAACAGCUAGUCUCCGCUGUCAUGCAGACGGCAUACCCAAACCACAGCUUAGUUGGCUGAAGAAUGGAAUUGACAUUACUCCAAAACUAUCUAAGCAGUUAACUCUUCAAGCAAAUGGCAGUGAAGUUCACAUUAGCAAUGUGCGCUAUGAAGAUACAGGAGCAUAUACCUGUAUCGCCAAGAAUGAAGCAGGAGUAGAUGAAGACAUCUCUUCUCUGUUUGUGGAAGAUUCUGCUAGAAAGACACUUGCUAACAUAUUAUGGCGAGAAGAAGGUCUGGGAAUUGGGAACAUGUUCUAUGUUUUUUAUGAAGAUGGAAUCAAAGUGAUACAGCCAAUAGAGUGUGAAUUUCAGAGGCAUAUUAAACCCAGUGAGAAGCUCCUAGGAUUUCAGGAUGAAGUUUGUCCCCAAACUGAAGGGGAUACAGUUCAGCGAUGUGUAUGGGCCUCUGCUGUUAAUGUUAAAGACAAGUUCAUUUAUGUAACUCAACCUACUCUGAACCGAGUACUCAUUGUUGAUGUGCAGUCCCAAAAAGUUGUGCAGGCAGUCAGCACAGACCCUGUCCCUGUGAAAUUGCACUAUGACAAAUCACAUGACCAGGUAUGGGUGCUCAGCUGGGGAAGUCUGGAAAAGACUUCACCAACAUUACAGGUAAUAACACAGGCCAGUGGCAGUAUUUCUCACCACACAAUACACACCCAGCCAGUUGGGAAGCAAUUUGACAGAGUUGAUGACUUUUUUAUUCCUUCUACAACUCUCAUCAUCACCCAUAUGAGAUUUGGAUUCAUUCUUCAUAAAGAUGAAGCUGUACUUCAGAAAAUUGAUCUUGAAACUUUGUCAUAUAUAAAAACAAUUAGCUUAAAGGACUACAACUGUAUUCCUCAGUCUCUGGCUUACACUCACCUUGGAGGAUAUUAUUUUAUCAGUUGCAGCCCUGACAGUACUGGAGCUAUUCCACCCCAGCUCAUGGUGGACAGUGUAACUGACUCAGUCAUUGGAUACAAUGGUGAUGUUAUGGGUACCCCAUAUGUUUCUCCAGAUGGACAUUAUCUUGUAAGCAUUGAUGAUGUGAAAGGCCUGAUGCGGGUCCAAUACAUUACCAUCAGAGGAGAAAUCCAGGAUGCAUUUGAUAUUCACACUAAUCUGCAUAUAUCUGAUAUUGCCUUCCAGCCCUCUUUUACUGAAGCCCACCAGUACAAUGUCUAUGGCAGCUCAGGCUUGCAAACAGAUGUGCUCUUUGUAGAACUUGCUUCUGGAAAGGUAAAAAUGAUCAAGAGUCUCAAGGAGCCUUUAAAGGCAGAAGAAUGGCCUUGGAACCGAAAAAACAGGUUAAUCAAGGACAGUGGGCUCUUUGGCCAAUACCUGAUGACACCAUCCAAGGAAUCCCUUUUUAUCUUAGAUGGACGACUCAAUAAGUUAAACUGUGAGAUCACUGAAGUAGAGAAAGGAAAUACAGUUAUUUGGGUUGGAGAUGCCUAAAGAACCAAGUUAGAUAACUACUGAAUGAAUAGUUUUACAGUACAUUGCACUUAACUCCAUUCUUUCAAUUUAUGGUUUUUCUUUGGAAGUUUAUAUUCUAACCUGAUAUAACUUAGAUCAUUGGUGACCCAAUGGAAUGUGGAGUUUAAUAUGACAAAGCAAUUAAGAUGUCUCUGAAGACAUACUGAUUGCAAUGAAUAUUAGAAAUAGUGGGGAAUUGUCCAGCUCAUUAAAAAAGGUACCAUCUUUACACUAUAAACUAAUGGUCACAGAGAAAUUUCAAGAAAAUUUAGCAAAUUACAUCAAACCUGCAGAAGUUUCCCAGUAAUUUCAGCUUCUUUAUAUUUUAAGGGCAAUUUAUUUGGGUUAUUUUUUCUUUUUCCUUUUUGUUGUUGCUGUUUUUUCCUUCUUUCAGUUUACUUCAAAUCACAAAUAAAGGUAUGUGCAACCUUAGAAUUAUGAAAUGAAAAGAUUCUGUCCUGUCCACUGUUUAUAUAAUCUUUUUGUGCCUUGAAGGGAAUGUCUCAUGAGGAAAGGGAAGAAUAGAAGCAAGAUAUGUUCUCAUGUGGGCUUUAAACUGAUGGUCCUAGGAAAGAAUAAUACUUAGUCCCUCUUUAGCCAAAUCUUGCCUUCAGUCCCUUGUUUGACCUUUAAUAAAAUAUUCUUUGAAGGCAUAAAUUGGCCCUGGGGUGUGUGUAGGUAACAAAAGGUAUAAUUUGAAAUGAAGUGUACCACAGAGCAUGAAGGGGAGGUAAAAGAAUGGGAUGUGGGGGAAAAAAAUGCUUGCAGUGUCUUCUGUACUCAAAAUGUUUCUAAUCUCUAGAGUAUGGGUAUAUUUUUAUUGCAGGUUUUGUUUGCUGUGUCACCUGCUUAAUUACAGACCUUUUCCUUUAUCAGUAGCCAGUAGCUCUUCAUUUCUUCCUUUUCCAAAUAGCCCAAGGUUUGGAUCAUGUACAUCUACUUAGAAAAAGCUACAUAUCAAGAAAUUAACACCAGAAUGUAUAACCUGGCUAGAAAGAUGAGUUUGUAUUAGGCAUUAGAUGAUUUAGAAAUAUGAUUCAGAGAACAAAAUUGUUAACCCCAUACCCAGUGGUUUAAGGUGUGAUUGGUUUAAGCUGUGAUUGACUAUCCAUUGUCUUUGCUAUUUACCUGUAUUUUCACAGAUUAUCUUUCACCACUUUUUUAAAUCAUUGAUUUAGCCUAUUCCUUUCCUACAUAAUCCCUAAAUAUUCACUCAAUAGAAUGUACACUUUUAGUUAAGAAGUUAAAAACUCUUCUGCUUUAGAACAUCAUAUAGAGGCUCUUCUAUUCUUUUUCUCACUAUUCUCCGUUCUUUAGUGUUCUCUCUAGCUCUGUCCCUAUUGCUCUUUGCCCCUCCUUUAUUUUUCUCACUCUCUUUUUUUUUCUGUCACUCUUUGUCUUUCCGUUUUUUUUUUCAAUGUCAACCUAGUCUUUCAAUCUAUCUCUACCACUAUUUUUGUCAUUCAGUAUAACUUUCUAACAUUUUCUGUCUGUUUCUGUCUCUCUGUCUCUUUGUCUCCUCUGCAAAACAAACAACAGAAGGUUGGUUUAUUGAAAUGAUGACCUUAUUUCCCAUAAUUACAUACAUGUUUAGGAAGUUUUUUUUCCUUUAUAGUUACUUUGAUAAAGAAUGUUUAUGGGCUAUUGGAAUGAUCUCCAUUUAGUAAAGGCAACUAGAAAAGGUCUUUUUUAAAUACAAAAUUUGAUCUGGUUUAGAUUGUGUAAAAAUGCUUAGAAACCUGAAAUUUUAUAGCGUGUAAUCUCUUGUGUGUAUAUAGCAUCCUGCACUACGUGGUACAAUAGAUCUCUCUUUAGCUUGAAGAAACUUCCUGGGAGAUAGAUUUAAUAAACAACAACAAUCUGCUUAUGUUUCUUGUUACUGAAUCUGCUUUCCCUUUUAACAGUUUUUCUCAUUGUGAACAUGAGCUGUUAUUUAAUUAUUUACAAUAGGUUUGUUUCAUACACUCUUCUUCUGUAACUUACAACAUGUGGAUGUUCUGUCUGUAGAAAAAAAAAACUGCUUGAUAAAAGGAGAAUAAACAAACCCCUUACGUUUUAAA
Molecule: messenger RNA, 5080 nt
Organism: Antechinus flavipes (yellow-footed antechinus)
Lineage: Eukaryota; Metazoa; Chordata; Mammalia; Dasyuromorphia; Dasyuridae
Gene: FSTL5
Product: follistatin like 5
Exons: 16
Coding region: 456-2999 (847 amino acids)
Biological process (GO): regulation of BMP signaling pathway; cell differentiation; multicellular organism development
Molecular function (GO): protein binding; calcium ion binding
Source: RefSeq, a predicted model, not a curated record